AUGACCGGACUGUACGAGUUAUGGUAUGAUGUCGUUAAACAAGGUCAAUACGUGCACGUCAUCGAGCAAAUGCACAUUCAAUAUGGCCCAAUCGUCCGAAUCAACCCAAACGAAUUAUCUGUUCGCGACGCUCAAUUUUUUGACAAGCUUCACUCAGACAGCACCAAAAAACGCACCCACAUCCCAUCUCUAUUCUCUCGAAUCUUGGGCCUGAGUGGGUCGAUGGUCUUUGCUCCUUCGCAUGAAAUACAUAGGGGCCGCAGGAAAGCCGUGGAGCCAUUCUUCUCCCGACACAACAUCGAGCGUAUUGAGCCGAUGAUUGUCGAACAGGCACUACUGCUCGAUAAACGUUUGAACGAGAUGAAGAUCUCCAAGAGAGUUGUUCGUUUGGAGCAUGCAUUCUUCGCAUUUGCAUCAGAUGUGGUAGGGAGGGUGUGCUGUGAAAUACCUAGCAAUUUCCUGCAAGAUAAAGAUUUCUUUCCACAGUGGUACAGUCUCUUUGAGAGAGGAGCAAGACAGAUCCUUCCUGCCAUGCAUCUGCCACUCAUUUCGGUCAUCCUGAAGCUAAUUCCGCAAACUGUCGCCCUGAAAUUGUAUCCUCUCGGUGCCACUUUCACCAUGUACAUGACAGCAGUAACGAGCCAUAUCAUCCACGCUAAGAACCAAGAUCUAUCAGCCGCAAGCGUGCUUGCGAACCCGAGAAGCUCGAUAUUUCGAUACAUUGUCUGCGAGAAGACACUACCAAAAGCAGAACAGAGUGUGGAUCGUCUCAGCCACGAAGCAGCAACAUUGCUGGGUGCUGGAGCACUUACGCUUGCUCGAUCGCUUUCCAUGACGUUUUACCACAUCCUAGCAAAUCCUACGAUUCGGGAGAAGCUUGCAGCAGAAUUGGCGCAACCAUUGGCAGAUAUUCAUGCACAUAUGCCACGACGGUCUGAGUUGGAGAGACUGCCGUAUUUGCGCGCGUGUGUUCGAGAAGGACUCAGACUGUCAUAUCUACAACUGCAAGCUGUCCCUCACUGUUCGCCAGAUGUUGAGUUUCAAUACCAUCAGUACACUAUACCAAAAGCUACACCAAUCCGCAUGAGCAUCUAUUUCAUGCAUACCGACCUCGAGAUAUUUCCCGCGCCAUUCGAGUUCCUUCCAGAAAGGUGGCUCGGUAAAUACAACCCACAGAUGGACCGGCAGUUCGUCCCUUUUUCAAAGGGCUCUCGCAAUUGUGUGGGCUUCAAUCUAGCAUGGGCAGAGCUGUACAUUCUGACAGCACUGUUGUUUCGCCCCGAGGCGCCGACAAUGCAGCUCUUCAAUACCGAUGCGAGCGACAUUCGAGUCAGAGACCACUGUUUCAUUCCGCUGCCCAAGUCAGACAGUCGAGGUGUUCGAGUCACGAUUGAAUGA
Molecule: messenger RNA, 1398 nt
Organism: Lithohypha guttulata
Lineage: Eukaryota; Fungi; Ascomycota; Eurotiomycetes; Chaetothyriales; Trichomeriaceae
Exons: 7
Coding region: 1-1398 (465 amino acids)
Molecular function (GO): oxidoreductase activity, acting on paired donors, with incorporation or reduction of molecular oxygen; iron ion binding; monooxygenase activity
Source: RefSeq, a predicted model, not a curated record